Molecule: messenger RNA, 906 nt
Organism: Radiomyces spectabilis
Lineage: Eukaryota; Fungi; Mucoromycota; Mucoromycetes; Mucorales; Radiomycetaceae
Exons: 7
Coding region: 1-906 (301 amino acids)
Biological process (GO): poly(A)-dependent snoRNA 3'-end processing; CUT catabolic process; exonucleolytic trimming to generate mature 3'-end of 5.8S rRNA from tricistronic rRNA transcript (SSU-rRNA, 5.8S rRNA, LSU-rRNA)
Cellular component (GO): nuclear exosome (RNase complex); cytoplasmic exosome (RNase complex)
Molecular function (GO): RNA binding
Source: RefSeq, a predicted model, not a curated record
AUGGAGCUACACAUCCUUUCGCCUGUAUCCACAGCUCAAUUGGAGCGAUCCAAUGAUCGCAUGCAUAUCGACGAGGAUAUAGCGCAUCUCGUUAACCCCGGUGAAACAAUCACCACCGAUCAACAGUUCAUGCGUGGUCACGGUACCUAUACCGAUGGUGAAAAUACCGUCAUUUCUUCCGUGGCUGGUAUGGUGGAACGAGUCAACAAACUACUUUCGGUUCGACCGCUGAAGACUCGAUAUACACCCGAGAUUGGUGAUAUUGUCGUCGGCCGAAUUACCGAGACUGCCAUGAGACGUUGGAAGAUCGAUGUCAACGGAAGACAGGAUGCCGUAUUAUUGUUGAGUUCAGUUAGUUUACCAGGUGGUGUGCAGCGUCGUAAAAACGAAUCCGAUGAAUUGCGCAUGCGUCAAUUCUUUGCGGAAGGGGAUGUGCUCGUGGCUGAAGUCCAGAGCUUCUAUGCGGAUGGUGCCAUGGGUUUACAUACAAGAGGGUUCAAGUUUUGCAAACUGCGAAAUGGUUCGUUCCUGUGCGUGCCACCUGUGCUCGUCCAGCGCUGUAAAUCGCAGUUCCACACUUUACCGUGCGGUGUCGACCUCGUACUAGGAUUGAACGGUUAUAUUUGGAUUAACAAAAAGCUGGAAGGCAUUACGCAAGACGAUGCAGAUACGGCCGUCGUGUAUUCCAGUGAGAACGAUCCUAUUUCUGAAUCUGAACGGGAGAACAUUGCCCGUGUGGCCAACUGUAUCUCAGCCUUGGCUAAACAGUAUAUGCAUAUCAAUGAUACCAUCAUCGUCUAUACAUACGAAGCAUCACUGGAAUACAGUGUAAAAGAUUUACUGAAAAUGGACGUCAUUGAAACCAUUACCUCUGAAGCCAGCGCCAGAAUGCGUGUGCCCUCAUAA